AUGUCUACACUACCAUCAGAUUAUAGUGACCGCCCAGUCGCGGUGCUCGGAGGAGGAGUUCUUGGUCGCCGCAUUGCCUGCAUUUGGGCCUCUGGCGGCUACAAUGUCCAAGUCCGCGAACCAGACGCCAAACAACAUCAACCCUGUCUGGACUACGUGAAGCAAAAUGUCGACAGCUAUCCAGCAUCCGGAAGAAGACGCCCUGGAACCGUCCAGGUCUUCCAAGACCUCGAGACUGCCGUCAAGAACGCCUGGCUUGUAAUCGAGGCCGUCCCAGAGAGAAUCGAGAUCAAGAUCGACACUUUCGCCGAGCUCGAGGCCAAGGCCCCCACGGAUGCCAUCCUCGCCAGCAACUCGUCGUCGUAUCGCUCCUCGGAAAUGAUUGCAAAAGUCAGGGACGAAACGAAGACCCGCAUCAUGAACACACAUUACUAUAUGCCGCCCUCGAACAUGGUCGUCGAGCUGAUGACUGACGGAUACACAAACCCGGAUAUCUUCCCAUUCAUGACGGAGAGACAAAAGGAGGUUGGCACCAAGCCGUUUACGGCGAGAAAGGAGUCUACAGGAUUCAUCUUCAACCGUCUGUGGGCGGCGAUCAAGCGAGAGACCUUGUCUAUCCUGGCAGAGGGUGUCUCGAGCCCGGAAGAGAUUGAUGCCCUGUUUUACGAGCUCAGCAAGCACGGCAAGGGUCCAUGCCUGAUGAUGGACGAGGUCGGUCUCGACACCGUCGCAUUCAUCGAGAAGCACUACGUCAAAGAGCGUGGCCUCUCACCCGAAAACACCGUCGACUUCCUCGAACGCGAGUACCUCUCCAAGGGCAGACUCGGACACAAGUCCGCAAAGGGCGGCCUAUACCCGCACCUCCCCAAGAUCGUAGCCCUCGAUCUCGGAUUGGCGCACUCGGACAACCACACGACGUCAGGCCAGGUCCUCCAGCUUUCUCCCGAGGGCAAGCUCGAGCGCGUGCUCGUCGACCGCCAACACGUCCCCGACGGCAUCGACAUCGACGAGCAGACCAAGCGCAUGUUCUGGACCUGCAUGGGGACCCCCGGCGAGCAGGACGGCGCCGUAUACUCCGCCAACCUCGACGGCGGCGACGUGCGGUCCCUCUUCGUCCCCGGCGUGAUCAACACCCCGAAACAGCUCGUCGUCGAGCCCGCCUCGAGGAAGAUUUACUUUAGCGACCGCGAGGGCAUGAGGGUGUACCGAUCCAACCUCGACGGGAGCGAGCUCGAGACGCUCGUCGUCGGCGGAAACGACCCGGAGGACCUCAAGGCGUGGUGCGUCGGCAUCUCGGUCGCGCCCAAGCUGGGCAAGUUCUACUGGACGCAAAAGGGCGCGCCCAAGUCCGGCCAGGGACGCAUCUUUUGCGCGAACAUCGACAUGCCCGCGGGCAAGACGGCCGAGACGAGAGACGACAUUGUCUGCUUCUUGGACAAGCUCCCCGAGUGCAUCGAUCUGGAGGUCGACGAGGACGACAACGCCAUCUUCUGGACCGACCGCGGCGAGAUCCCCAACGGCAACACGCUCAACAGGGCGACGAUCGACCCCAAGACCGGCCUGCUAGAGUCUUCUGGCGCGAAGAGGUUCGAGAUUCUGGUGAGGCAUUUGAACGAGGCCAUCGGUGUCAAGUUGGACAAGGAGAACGGACAUGUUUACUUUGGCGACCUCGGCGGCAACAUUUACCGGUCCAACUUGGAUGGGUCUGAGAAGAGGAAGCUCUUCUCGGAUGACGACCGCGCUAUUUCUGGUAUUGCCCUGCUUCGCGACUAG
Colletotrichum truncatum is the source of this 1773-nucleotide messenger RNA. NCBI's taxonomy places the organism in Eukaryota, Fungi, Ascomycota, Sordariomycetes, Glomerellales, Glomerellaceae. The record is from RefSeq and is a predicted model, not a curated record.